Molecule: messenger RNA, 660 nt
Organism: Camellia sinensis
Lineage: Eukaryota; Viridiplantae; Streptophyta; Magnoliopsida; Ericales; Theaceae
Source: RefSeq, a predicted model, not a curated record
AUGAAAAAGUUGGAAGAUCAGGCUGAGGCUGCUAUCAAGGCUCAAAAUGACGCCGAAGAAAAGGCGGAAUCUACUGAGGCCCUUCGGAAGGUUCUUGAGGCCGAAAAAAUAAAAGUCGAGGAAAAGGCGUCCCAGGCCCAGAAGGAACUUCAGAAUGCUCUUGCAACCAAAGACGCCGAAAUAAGAGAUACCGAUGAGAAGGCAUAUGCCCAGGGUAUGGCCGAUGUCACCGAAGCCUACGAAAAGCAACUUGAUGUUCCUGAGGACUCGCCUCUUCGGAAUGCUGACGCCAUUCCUCUUCCAUUCCCUCCAUCUCCACCUCCAAGUCAACACGUCGGCAAAUCUGAGUCUGAGGAUGAUGAUGAAGAUGAAGAUGAGGAUGAGGCCUUGAUGAGAAAAUCCAAGGAGGCUGCUGGGAACAAAUCCCCUUCUCUGAACGAGCAAGUCCUAGACUUGACUCAAGAUGAUGAGGGUGAGAAGGUUCCUAAAGAUGCUGCAGCUGAGAACGCAUCGGCCGACGUUCCCCUUGCUGUCAAGAGCUUCGAUGAGACCCUUGCGAAAAUUGACGCCGAGCUUAUGGCGGAUAAGGCUGCUGAGAUGUCUUCUCAACAAUCGUCUGAACUUCAAACUCAACCAACUGCUACUGCAGAGGAGUCUUAG